AUGUGUUUCCAGUGUCACGAAAUCAACGGCAGCUUCUUCCCCGCUGUCAUUUUCAACGCUACUUUUGACGCCUCCGGUUUGAUAGAAAUCGACCACGGUGCCAACCAUACUCUGCUUGAGUGGAAAAAGGGCCAAUUCGAACAAAUGAAGGCCUUGACCAAGCAAGCCAAAUCUGACGAUUCUGCCCGCAGAAACGCCCAGGCUCUCUAUGAAACGAAGCUUCAGGAGUACCGUCUCGGCCAUUGUCCAUCCUGGGAUGAGGAAGUGGAAUUUGAUGAAGUCGAAGCCGUUUUAGAGACUCUGAAGCAGGAUACUAAGGAGGAAGAGAAGCAUGAGGAGGAAGAAAAGCAUGAGGAGGAGAAUGAAGAAAAAAAUGAAGAAACCUCCGAUUCUGAUGCCUCUUCUUCCUCUUCUUCCUCCUCUUCCUCUUCCUCUGAGGCCCCAGUGGAGUCUUCCAACAACACCUCCCCAGCUUCCUCGCCAGUAUCCAAAGCCGCUGUUUUGGCCAUCUUCGAGACCAAGACGGAGACCACAGAACCCGCUUUUGAAGAGCUUUCUGAAGUCACUAACACCCCAAAAUUGUCCGAUGACGAGCUUUUUGAAAGCCUUGAAGAGCUGUACAGCGAGUUCAAGAAGGCCUACGCAGCUUCCCAUGAAGCUCCAUUUUCAACUACUUCCUCCUAUGAAAAUGCUUCUUCAGCUAAAAUCUCCGCACCUUCCCCCGGCUCCCUUCCCCUGGGCCACGGCUGGCUCUACAACAACGACAUCUUCACCAUUCCUGAGGAAGACGAGCCUGAGGAGAUUUCACAAACCGAUAUGACCACUUCUCUUUUCACCUGGACCGUGGUUCCGGGAUCAGAUUUGCCCCGCUGUGAGCCAAAGCAAACACGGUUUCCAAUUCAUGAGUCUGUUCAGAGGCUCUCUUCUGGAGACUGUGAAGUUCUGGAGGUUUCACAAUCUGAGACCUUGCAAGCCAAUUCGAACCAGGACUGUUCCCAAAAUCCUGCCUUUUUCCAGAAGCCCACUUGUUCUGAGCAUCCGAUUAUGGAGAAAUAUCAGAAUUCCCCGGCUUCAGCAAACCCGCUCUACUGUCUAGAGGACUUCCCCUUCUUUAGACACGUUUUGGCGCAGAAGCCCAGGAAAAGCUUUCUUCCGGGCGACUUUUUCAAGUUUCGGGAACUCUGCUACCCGAAGGAGGCUGCCACUUUUUUGCCCGGUGAAUGCUUCCGGCUCUGGUCCUUGAGGACUACCAGAAGAGGUCCUCGGAGACUGAGAAGACGUGCUAGAGCUAAGGUGACUUAA
This is a messenger RNA of Candidozyma pseudohaemuli, 1302 nucleotides long. RefSeq lists its product as uncharacterized. The transcript has a single exon. The record is from RefSeq and is a predicted model, not a curated record. Lineage: Eukaryota; Fungi; Ascomycota; Pichiomycetes; Serinales; Metschnikowiaceae. The coding region runs from base 1 to 1302 and encodes 433 amino acids.